AUGUUGGGGCGUGGUCCCUUCGCUCAAGCUUCAGUGCAAGCCACACUGCUGCAAAUCUUAUUGAGGGACACUGCUCUUGCUGCUAAACAAGCAAUGAGAAAAAUCCCAGAACCCACCAGUAUUCAGUCAAGGUGGGGUUCAAUCAGGCAAGAAGCAAGAGAAUCAUAUUCUUCCUUUAUGGAUAGGCUGCUUACAGCAGUGAGUCGCCAAAUUGAAAAUCCUGAAGCCAAACAAAUAAUCAUCAAACAAUUGGCCUUUGAAAAUGCCAAUGAGGAUUGUAAACUUGCAUUGCGACCGAUAAUACACAAUCCUGCCACAGACACAGCAGCCAUGCUUCGCAUUUGUCAGUCUGUCGGUACAGCCACCCACAAGGCUUAUCUGCUGGCAGCAGCGCUAAAUGAAAACCAGCCUGUAGCCACCGAUACAACUUAUUUCCAGGGUGGCAAACCAGGAUCACCGAUACCCCAGUGGGGGAUUAAACAGUGGCCUCUACCAAAAGAAAAAUCCGCAGCAGCGGCACCAGCUAUCUCUGAACAGCUUAUUUCUGAACAAUUGACUUUUGGCCACAUUGAAGCAUCUUCAUCCCACUGGCUCCAGCAGACAGGGAACAGUUUGCUUUUACAUCGCCAGUAUAUAACAAUUCGCAGCCCACCCAGCGAUAUCAGUGGGUUGUCCUGCCUCAAGGCAUGCGGAACUCCCCUACACUUUGUCAACAUUUUGUGGGUGAUGCAUUGA
Molecule: messenger RNA, 735 nt
Organism: Podarcis lilfordi (Lilford's wall lizard)
Lineage: Eukaryota; Metazoa; Chordata; Lepidosauria; Squamata; Lacertidae
Source: the annotation of a GenBank genome assembly